AUGAAUAAAUUGUUUACUAUCAACAGUUUAAGUAGAUUUAAUACAGUGAUUCAGAGCAACCGAAAAUUAUGCUUGAGUGCAACAAAAUACAGUGAAACGGGCCAAAAUGUGGAGCCAACCAUACUGGUUGAGAAAGAUGCAAACGUCACGUUAAUCGGCAUCAACAGGGAGCAGCAGCGCAAUUCAAUUGAUGCGGCCACAGCUGAGAAACUUGGCGAGGCCAUCAAUCAGUUCGAGUCGGAUGAUUCCUCACCCGUGGGUGUUCUAUAUGGCGUGGGUGGCUCUUUUUCAGCUGGCUACGAUCUGAAAGAGCUGGAAGCGGAGGCCCAACAGGGCAGUCUCAACUUUCUGCUGCGUCAUGAGGGUUCAGUGGGCCCAACCAGAAGACACCUACGCAAGCCAAUUGUGUGCGGCAUCAGUGGUUUCUGUGUGGCCAGUGGCUUGGAAUUGGCGCUACUCUGCGAUCUACGCGUCAUGGAGGAUACGGCAGUGCUGGGCUUCUUCAAUCGACGCCUCGGUGUUCCCAUGAGCGAUGGCGGCACUGUUCGCUUGGCUGCAGCGGUUGGUUACUCGAAUGCCGUUGACAUCAUUGAGACGGGCCGGCGUGUAUAUGCAAGAGAAGCGCUGCGCAUUGGACUUGUUAAUCGGAUUGUGGCUACAGGGACUGCACUGGGUCAAGCUGUUAACUUGGCUUUUUCCAUUGCCAAGUUUCCAAUUUCCUCACUGCAACACGAUCGCAAUGCGCUCCUGGAUAAUGCCAAUGUCUAUGCCCGCCCUGGAUUUUAUAGAGCCGUAAACAACGAGAUAAUGAGUGUUUCUGCGGCCUUGCUGGCCGAUAUGCAGGAGGGCGUUAAACGCUUCAAGACAUCAGCUGAAAUAAAAGGCCCGAAAACUGAUGCCUGGCACAUCAAGGAGAAAUCGAUACCCGACUGGGAAAAAGCUGAAAUCGAAAUAGAGCAACAAAAUAAGGAUAAGACAAAUCUCAAUUAAGUGCGAUACCAUGUAAAAUAUGUAAAUAAGAAUGUAUUUUUUGAUUUAUUUA
Messenger RNA from Drosophila grimshawi, 1042 nucleotides. RefSeq names its product probable enoyl-CoA hydratase. The record is from RefSeq and is a predicted model, not a curated record. Lineage: Eukaryota; Metazoa; Arthropoda; Insecta; Diptera; Drosophilidae. Bases 1 to 990 code for a protein of 329 amino acids. The transcript is spliced from 2 exons.